CGCAGCCUGGCUAGAAACUCGUUGCGUUCGGCCUUUUUUUUAUGAAGGAUGGAGGAGUCUGUGUCUAAGAGGAGACCACCCUCUCCAACACCCACCUGUGUGUCUAUGAAGAGUGACAUGUCCAAGGAUUUUUACAUCAAUUUUAAAGGAGACAGUUCAUCACCUCAACAGAUGGAGGAGUCUGUGUCUAAGAGGAGACCACCCUCUCCAACACCCACCUGUGUGUCUAUGAAGAGUGACAUGUCCAAGGAUUUUUACAUCAAUUUUAAAGGAGACAGUUCAUCACCUCAACAGAUGGAGGAGUCUGUGUCUAAGAGGAGACCACCCUCUCCAACACCCACCUGUGUGUCUAUGAAGAGUGACAUGUCCAAGGAUUUUUACAUCAAUUUUAAAGGAGACAGUUCAUCACCUCAACAGAUGGAUGAGUCUGUGUCUAAGAGGAGAUCACCCUCUCCAACACCUACCUGUGUGUCUAUGAAGAGUGACAUGUCCAAGGAUUUCCAAGGAGACACUUCACCUGAACAACAGCAGCGUGAUCAUGUGCAGGAAAUGCAGCAGAUCCACAAGUCUCAUCUGCAGAAAAGAUUUCAGUGUCUACUUGAGGGCAGCACAGAGCAGGGAAAUUCCACAGAAUUGAACAAGGUCUACACAGAUCUCUACAUCACAGAAGGGUGGACGGGAGAGGUCAAUAAUGAACACGAGGUCAGACAGAUAGAGAGAACAUUCUGGAGAAAAGUAGCUCGAGGCAGACCAAUCGAAUGCAGUGACAUUUUUAAAUCUGGAUCUGGACAAGUCAAACCCAUCAGAUCAGUGCUGACAAAGGGAGUGGCUGGCAUUGGAAAAACGGUAUCUGUGCAGAAGUUCAUUCUGGACUGGGCUGAAGGGAAAGCCAAUCAGGAUGUCCCCUUCAUAUUUCCUUUUCCUUUUCGGGAGCUGAACCUGAUGAAGGAAAAGAAACUCAGUCUGUUGGGUCUUAUCCAGCACUUCUACCCAGAGAUAAAAGCAGAAGAAAUACUCACCAGUUCAGAGCACAGGGUGAUGUUCGUCUUUGAUGGUCUGGAUGAGUGCCGACUUCCUUUACAGUUCGGCCACAAGCCAAAAUGUUGUGAUGUGACAGAGCAGCUCUCAGUCGACAUGUUGCUGUCAAAUCUCAUCCAGGGGAAUCUGCUUCCCUCUGCUCUCCUCUGGAUCACCACCCGACCAGCAGCAGCCAGUCAGAUCCCUCCUGAGUGUGUGGACCAGGUGACAGAAAUAAGGGGCUUCAAUAAUCCACAAAAAGAAGAGUACUUUGGGAAGCGAUUCAGUGAUGAGAGUCUGGCCAGCAGAGUCAUCAGACACCUGAAGGCAUCCAGGAGCCUCUACAUCAUGUGCCACAUUCCAGUCUUCUGCUGGAUUGUAGCCAUUGUUGCAGAGAGAACAUCAGAAGAAUCAGACAAAGCUGAAAUUCCAAGGACUAUGACUCAAAUGUACAGCCACUUUCUCAUCAUUCAGACAAACAUUAAGAAGAACAAGUACAUGGAUAGAAAAGAAUCCGAACAAGAGAUAAUUUUCAAACUGGGAAAGCUUGCAUAUCAGCAGCUGAAGAAGGGGAAUCUGAUCUUCUAUGAAGAAGAUAUGAGAGAGGCUGGCAUUUAUGGCACAGAAGCGUCAGUGUACUCAGGAGUGUGUACUCAGAUCUUCAGAGAGGAGAAGGAUUUUUACCAUUCGGAGGUAUUCAGCUUUGUGCAUAUAAAUAUCCAGGAGUUCCUGGCAGCAUUAUAUGUGUUUCUCUGCUUCAGCAAUAGAUACAGAAACACGACUGACCAACAUCAAGCAUCUCAGCUCAGCUUAACACUUCAUGACCUGCUCAAGACUGCAGUGGAUCUGGCCCUAAAGAGUAGGAAUGGACACCUGGACCUUUUCCUCCGCUUUCUUCUGGGCCUUACACUGGAGUCCAAUCAGAACCUCCUUAAACACCUACUGCCAAAACCCAGUUGCCAAUCAGAGAGCUCUGUGCAGACAAUCCAGUUUGUCAAAGAGAAGAUCAGAGGUGAGAGUCGUUCAGACAGAAGGAUCAACCUGUUCUACUGUCUGAAUGAGCUGAAUCAGCAUGCUGUAGUGGAACACACUGACAGGAUGUGGGGAAAGCUGUCUGUAGAGAUGCUUAUACCAGGACAGUGGAGGACUGUGAAAUUUGAACUCAGGAUGUCAAAAGAGCACUUGGUUGGAUUUGACCUUCAGAAAUACAUGAAGACACCAGAGAAAGAUCGGACUGAACUCCUCAGCCCUGAUGAUGUUCUUAAGAAACUGGUGCCAGUGGUCUCAACAUCCACCACGUCAACGCUGCAGUCCUGUGAGCUGACAGAGAAGAGUUGUUCCCAUCUGGCCUCUGUCCUGACCUCAGACUCCUCACGUCUCAAAUGUUUGGACCUUAAUAUCAAUGAGCUGUGUGACUCUGGAGUGGAACGUUUAUGUUCAGGACUUCAACAUCAACACUGCAGAUUGGAAACACUAUGGCUGCAGUCCUGUAAGCUGACUGAGAAGAGUUGUUCCCAUCUGGCCUCUGUCCUGUCCUCACACUCCUCACGUCUCACAUGUCUGUACCUGGGUGUCAAUGAUUUGCGUGACUCUGGAGUAGAACUUUUAUGUUCUGGACUUCAACAUCAGCCCUGUAGAUUGGAGAGACUGGAGUAA
Messenger RNA from Engraulis encrasicolus (European anchovy), 2673 nucleotides. Its product is annotated as NACHT, LRR and PYD domains-containing protein 3-like. NCBI's taxonomy places the organism in Eukaryota, Metazoa, Chordata, Actinopteri, Clupeiformes, Engraulidae. Bases 49 to 2673 code for a protein of 874 amino acids. The transcript has 8 exons. Gene Ontology annotation, biological process: intracellular signal transduction. The record is from RefSeq and is a predicted model, not a curated record.